Arabis nemorensis is the source of this 1080-nucleotide messenger RNA. Lineage: Eukaryota; Viridiplantae; Streptophyta; Magnoliopsida; Brassicales; Brassicaceae. The record is from the annotation of a GenBank genome assembly.
AUGAGCCUAUCCCGCCGGUGUUCCUCCGGUGACCUUGCAGCUCACCCCUCCUAUCUGGUGUUGCUCUUGUCGUCCUUCACUGGUGAGACCCGGCUCCACUCACCGACGGUGGUUAUUGACUCGGUUCAGAUGCUUGUUUCCCUGCCUCCACCCUCCGCGGCAACAAACCAUACAAAACUGCUCAAUUUCCUAGCUUGGCGGUGGAAGAUCCUGGCAAGAGUGCUGAGAUCUCUUCGCCCACCGAACCCUCCGGACCCUCUGGUCCCCCCGGACUCAAGCUUCCCAUCUCCUCCACCGUCCUCCAUCUCAGUCGGUCGGAGCUUCUCGGUUGCUACUCCGAUGGUUCUCGAGCCUCCAUCGGAAAGGUCAUCUCUGGCCGGCUUUGGCUUCACUGGCAAAACACUACCGCUCGACAACCAAUCCACACUCCACCACCGUCGGUUUAUACCGAAGAUCUCUCUAGAUCUGAACGGCACCAGAUCAAAAAGUUCGGAUAGCUAUCGACGGUUAGUACCACCAUCCCCUAGCUACGUUUCCCUUCGAUCCCAAGCUCGAGACUCUCUGUCUCAGUGCUAUGGCCGAAGGCUGAAGAAUCCAUCUUCUAAUCCCUCGCUGCGAGCCCGACUCACUUUAUCGAGUUCAUCCAAUCUUCCUUUUCCCCUCACCGGCCAUGAUCCCCGCUCCAACAAAGGUGGUGACGAGGCUCUGAUUCCCAAUGUCCCGUCAUCGUUCCUGGUGGUGGCUUGGUCCAAAGACUCACCGUCGGCCAUACUCCGAUACGCCGGCUUCCAUGCGUUAAUAACAAUAACAAAUUUUGGGCUUGGAACAUCAAAGUUUUCUGGAUUCUCAAAUCCUGUAAUUUACUCUCGGUGGAAGAGUUCAAUUCCACCUUUCGUCUCUUUGAGACUGGUCGUAUCUUCUUCCCUCUCCUGGAGAGUGGUCGAAUCCCCCGAGCAUUAUGUCGGGAUCUUCAAAGUCACAUUGGAAAGUAACUACCCUGAGACUCUCCGGUCUUGCCGCGAAGACUCUCUUGACGCAUCCGAGUCACGACUUGGAUUCGCUGUCCAUCUUCUACGAUGA